This is a messenger RNA of Pocillopora damicornis (cauliflower coral), 1458 nucleotides long. Its product is annotated as phospholipase ABHD3. Gene Ontology annotation, molecular function: acetylesterase activity; monoacylglycerol lipase activity. NCBI's taxonomy places the organism in Eukaryota, Metazoa, Cnidaria, Anthozoa, Scleractinia, Pocilloporidae. The record is from RefSeq and is a predicted model, not a curated record. Gene Ontology annotation, biological process: medium-chain fatty acid biosynthetic process; medium-chain fatty acid catabolic process.
GUGGGUUUGUUUUGUUGGCAAGCAUGGCUUCGCUUCAACAGAUUCUCCAUGUUCUUUACCAAUGGCAAUGGUUACCCCUUUUGACAGUUCUAUUCAUAACCUACACUAUAUACUACUUGUUUCAUGUCGUUCAGAAACCGCGCUUGAUCGGUAAGGAAGGUCGUUUACGGCAGUUCAUUCUGCAAAGUUGUCCGAUUGUCAGCGAACAAUAUUGGCCUACUUUCUGGUGCUUCGGUGCAAGAGCUCAAACUGUCAUAAGGGCUUUGCUCCGAUCUAAGCCAUCAGUUCCUUAUCGGAGGGAGACAUUAGAGACCCCAGAUGGUGGAAUUGUUUGUCUUGAUUGGUUUGAUAAUGAUGAUAGCACUAUUUACAAAGAUGCAACAUCCAGACCUACUGUCCUAGUAUUACCUGGUUUGACUGGUGGGAGUGAAACAAGCUACAGCAGACACUUGGUGCUACUUGGAGAAAAACUUGGAGUUAGGACUAUUGUUGCUAACCACAGAGGAUUUGGUGCCUCUCAGUUAAAGACACCACGUACCUUCUGUGCUGCUAACACUGAAGACCUGAAGUUUGUUCUGUCGCACAUCCAUGGAAUCUAUCCAGAGUCACCAAUUUUGGCCAUAGGAGUUUCAAUGGGCGGAAUGAUAAUGCUUCACUAUGUAAAUGAAAUGAGUGAGGAAGAUAGACAUGGUCUUGUUGCUGUUAUGGCUGUCUCUGUUCCAUGGAAUUGUAUGGAGUCCUGCUAUUCUUUGGAAGAACCAAUCAACUGUUUCCUCUUCAACAAGCAUCUAACAAGAAAUCUUGUCAACAUGUUGUACAGGAAUCUUGAAAUGUUUGAAAGGCAUGUGGGAAAACUACCAUUGGAUAUUCAUCAUGCAUUGAAGUCUCAGACAAUACGUGAAUUUGAUGAGAGAUUUACAACACCUACAUUUGGUUAUCGCAACUAUGAGGAAUACUACAGUGCUGCCUCCCUUCACACCAAACCAUUACAUACCAUUAAAGUACCUGUACUUUGUUUAAAUGCUGCUGAUGAUCCAUUUUCCCCUUUACAUGCCAUACCACUCGAAACGCUGGCACAGAAUCCUAUGGUGUCCAUGGUUUUGACAUCAUAUGGUGGACAUAUCGCCUUUUUGGAAGGCAUGACAAUUCACAAGUCCAAUUUCAUGGAAAGAUUAUUUUUCCAGUUUGCAAAAGGAGUAUUUGACCUCAUUGAUAAAGACAAACUAAAGGAAAUUGUUGAGGAAUGUUGUUCUUGAUAAUCAAUUUUUGUCUAAAAUAUUUGUUUUGGAUUUUCAUUGUGUACUUAGACAAAUAUGUCAAUUUUGAAGGCAAAUGUAUUUAUGAAGAAUAUAAUGUCUUGCAACAGCUAUUAGUUAUGCUGUCACACUUCUGUAUAUUUCAUUUUUAUGGUCAUUAGACCACUUCAAAGGGUCAAAUAAGACAACAGUUACCAUUGUG